Xenopus laevis (African clawed frog) is the source of this 878-nucleotide messenger RNA. Its product is annotated as mitogen-activated protein kinase kinase kinase 5-like. The record is from RefSeq and is a predicted model, not a curated record. The transcript has 6 exons. Bases 1 to 591 code for a protein of 196 amino acids. Lineage: Eukaryota; Metazoa; Chordata; Amphibia; Anura; Pipidae.
AUGUAUGAGCUUCAAGCUCAUUUGGGACCUGCCUCCGAGAGUGAAGGAGUGGACAAAGAAGUGGAGGAUGAAGAUUACCAACCAGUGGUGCAAAAUGGCACAGAGGAAGUGGUGAUAACAUCCGGCGUCAGCACCCUUAGCUCAGUAGUUUCCCAUGAAAUCCAGAGCCAACAAAACAACCUGCAGCUGGGCAAACUGCGGCAAGAAACUAACAGAUUGCUGGAAGAGCUGGUGCAAAAGGAAAGGGAAUACCAGCUGGUUUUAAAACAGUGUUUGGAACAGAGGAAUCAUGACUUACAUCUUCUACACAGCAAAUCAAGUCCAAUUGAUAUUCCACAGACAACUGUACCUUAUGCGUCACAUGACCAAGCCACAGACCAAGAGCUUGUUAAUUGGCUGAGGGAACUUGGAGCUGCUGACGAUGUAGUAAACCAGUUUGUUGAAGAAGAAUACACCCUCUAUGAUGUACUGCAUGAUAUCACCAAAGAUGAUCUGAAAUCACUGAGACUCAGGGGAGGAGAUCUCUGUCGGAUCUGGAAAGCUGUAACUAAAUACAGGAAAGAUAACAAUCCAGCUGGCGUCGACAAUUAACGAAACGACGCAUUUCACGCACUGCAACUGUGAAAGGUUUCCGGCGAAAGAAACAUUCCUACUUUUAAAUUAUUUAACUUUUGUAUAUCCCUGUAUAGAAUCUCUUUUCUGUGGAAGUCUUUGUGUGUAUAGAUGAUUUGAAAGUUCUCUUUGCCAAAGUUUUCUUUUCCUGAAUGUAUUGCACAGCUGUGAGCAAAGUCCUGAUAUACUGUUCCACAAUAAUUCAUAUUUCAUAUACGAACGCUUAUUUACAAUUCCACUGUCUAUAAAAUAAAUAUGUUGUUACU